AUGAGAUCUCGGAAGAUGCUCAAAUCCCUUGUUUUCAUUGGUCAACUUCUCAUCGCGUGUGUCUUCGUCAUCUCUUCCUCUCAUUUCCGCAUUGGCAAUGACUUUGUGCGUUCCAACCAACAACGCGUUCAAAGCGUACUUGACUCAUUGAAUAUAAAGUACCAGCUUGUUGAUAUCGCUGCCGAUGAAAAUGCAAAACAUAAAAUGAUGGCCGCAUUAAAGGCAGCAAAUAAACAGCCACCGUUCCUAGCUCCUCAAAUCUUCUUUGGUGAUGAGUAUAUUGGUGGUUACAAAGAAUUUGAGGAGGCCGUUGAGGAUUCGUGUCUAGAUGCAUUUUUACGUAUCUGA
This is a messenger RNA of Echinococcus granulosus, 348 nucleotides long. RefSeq names its product SH3 domain-binding glutamic acid-rich-like protein. The record is from RefSeq and is a predicted model, not a curated record. The transcript is spliced from 3 exons. Bases 1 to 348 code for a protein of 115 amino acids. Gene Ontology annotation, cellular component: cytoplasm. NCBI's taxonomy places the organism in Eukaryota, Metazoa, Platyhelminthes, Cestoda, Cyclophyllidea, Taeniidae.